Procambarus clarkii (red swamp crayfish) is the source of this 669-nucleotide messenger RNA. NCBI's taxonomy places the organism in Eukaryota, Metazoa, Arthropoda, Malacostraca, Decapoda, Cambaridae. The record is from RefSeq and is a predicted model, not a curated record.
AUGAACACUGACGUAUUUCGAAACUUCACUGCGGUCGAAUUCAACAACCGACCCAGCAUCUCUUGGCAGUUGGAAUGUCCGCCCCUCAAACUGGCGCAGAAACGCUCAGUAAUCCUCGUCGGUAGCCAACUUCACCAUCGCCCUAUGGGUAGUCAAUACCUCCACCCCAAAAAUAGCAGCCACAUCCAGACCCAGCACAUGACACAGCAUCAGUUCCACAGUAGGGUAGUUCACCUUGCUGGAAAACUCCAGGCCAACAGACUCAGACCGCAACACGGGAGUAAUGGGCCCCUCAUCACACAGCACCCGCGGGGCACAAGGCCGCAACCAACCACCACGUCAACAACCAGCCACACCAACAACACAGCAGGCAGGAGUGACCAGACACGUCUGCUCACCACGUCAACAACCAGCCACACCAAGAACACAGCAGGCAGGAGUGACCAGACACGUCUGCUCACCACGUCAACAACCAGCCACACCAAGAACACAGCAGGCAGGAGUGACCAGACACGUCUGCUCACCACGUCAACAACCAGCCACACCAAGAACACAGCAGGCAGGAGUGACCAGACACGUCUGCUCACCACGUCAACAACCAGCCACACCAACAACACAGCAGGCAGGAGUGACCAGACACGUCUGCUCACUGUGGCUGUCACCACCUGA